Gloeophyllum trabeum ATCC 11539 is the source of this 1767-nucleotide messenger RNA. RefSeq lists its product as uncharacterized. The coding region runs from base 93 to 1523 and encodes 476 amino acids. The transcript is spliced from 12 exons. NCBI's taxonomy places the organism in Eukaryota, Fungi, Basidiomycota, Agaricomycetes, Gloeophyllales, Gloeophyllaceae. The record is from RefSeq and is a predicted model, not a curated record.
GCUACGCGCACUUCAUCGCGCGGUCUGCAUUUGCCUUCCUGUGGGCCGCGGCAACCGUUCCUACCGAGGCGCUCGCGGAGGUUUAUCCAUGGAUGGACCAGAGUUUCUUCUUCGAUUGGGCACCCAGCACUCAGCCUGUACCCAUUCCCACCGUAGAACAGUGCAGUAGUAUUUCUAUCUCAUGGACUCGCACAUCAGCCUCUACAGGGCCGAACCCGGUCGCGCCAUACUAUUUGCAAGUGUACACAGACACGUUCGUGGUACCGCUGGUUAUCGAGGCAGGAAGCGGCACAUCACUUGAUUGGGUUGUUCCGUUUAUACCGGGAACGCAAUUUCAAAUAUGCAUGUUUGCGUCGAACGGAGCGACAGGAGGGUGCCAAAGGAUGUAUACCGUCAUUCCUACGACGGAUUCCUCCCUUGGCAACCCCCCUGUGUGCAGGAACCUGACUUACCCACAAGAGUCGCAAAACCUUGGGAUCCAGGGGAUCGUGUCCACCGGGCCUUUGUCGCAGUCUGGGUGGGUAAACCAGUGCAGCGACAUACAAAUCUCUGCCACGAAUGGCACGCCUCCUUAUAUACUCACAGUUGCCCCGACAUUACAUCCUCCAGUAAACAUCACCUUCAAUCAAUCGGCUCCGAUAAACUGGACAGUAGCGCUUUCGUGGGGCUCACCCUUCUUCCUAUCGGUGGUGGACUCUGCGGGCAAUUUCUGGGCGAAUGGGCCCUUGCACAGUGGCGGACCGGCACCUAGCGGAUGUCUUGCUGCGCUUGACAGCUCGAGCAAUGGCACUGACCACUCUGGAUCCAGCGGGGUGGCACCGGGUGUGGCAAUAGGUUCAGGGAUCGGAGGCCUCGCAUUUGGUCUUCUCCUAGGCGGCUUAGGCGCCUUCCUCUUUUUACGCCGCAGGGGAUCCUCCUAUUCUGACCGCAUUCUCGGACAUCGCAAGAACAGCUCCGACCUGGACGAUGGCCUCCCACACAUGCCCGCCGAUCACUACAGCGCGAUCCCCUCUUCCGAGCCGUUACAAGCGUCCACGAGCACGCGCGGGGCGCCUCGAACAAUGUCGAGCAGCAGGACCCUCGGCCAUACUAGCCUCGGCAGCCUGCCGUCGAACCAGUACCACAUCGAGCCGUUCAUCAUGCCCAAUGAGGUGCUACAGCCACCCGCCGCCCCGCCGCUCGAAUCUCGUCCAUCGACUGCAUCUGGGUCCAGGGUGCCGUCGGAUAGCCAGAACUCGCGGGGUGUGCCGAAUGUGUAUGUCGUGCACCAUGAUGGCGGGCGGCCACCUGUGACGGUCUUCACGGACGACGGGACGCAAGUGAUCGAGUUGCCGCCGCAGUAUAUUGAUGAGCGUUCGGACGGGCGGUCGGAAGGGAGGUCGGACAGACGCUCCGGGGGAGGGUCGGAGGGAAGGCCCGGGUCUGAGGGGAUCACCCUCGAGCAGCGGAGAACACCAGGUCAAGUCCCGGCAAAACGAAAUCGGAAUCGGAAUCAGCCAGGUGGUACCUCCAACUCCCGAUGAUGCUCACUUGUUCAUUUAUCUUCCUGUGGAUUCGCCUGUGUAGUUUGCUUUUCAUAUUAUCUAUAUCCGCUCGCUGCAUUUGUUACCCUGCAUAUCUUUCAUGAUUUAACACGUUCUAUGGACAAUUCCUGCCGCCAUGUUUAGUGUACCCUGUCACAAGCGUAUAUCCGUAGCUUUCUAUCUGACGUAGUGAAUCGAGUAGAUCGCACCAGUCAGUAAUGGUACUAUAUCAACCAGGACGACC